Molecule: messenger RNA, 1470 nt
Organism: Aspergillus steynii IBT 23096
Lineage: Eukaryota; Fungi; Ascomycota; Eurotiomycetes; Eurotiales; Aspergillaceae
Product: phosphotransferase family protein
Exons: 1
Source: RefSeq, a predicted model, not a curated record
AUGCAGAGUCGAAUGAGCCCUGACGAUCUAGCCUGGGAACAAGCCGAGUCGACAUCCGACACAUGGCUUGCGCAAUUCCUCGAAAUCGACCUCCUAAGACCGAUCGCCGAGUUCAUGCUCACCCACAACAGAGGCACUGCCACCGAGUUCGCCAUCCUCCGAAAAGGCUCCUAUAACAUCUCCUUGCGCCUGAAGUACCGAAACAGCGCUACCGUGAUCCGGCUAUCGCAGCCUGGGGCUGUCAUGUUUCCCGAAGAAAAAGUUGUCAAUGAGGUUGCUGUGAUGCGGUUUCUCACGGACCAGACAUCCAUUCCUCUUCCGUUUGUGCAUCAGUCAGGGACAAAAAAGGAGAGUCCUCUUGAGCUUAACCCGUUUAUCAUAAUGGACUAUAUCGAACAUGAGACGAAAAUGUACGAUGCUCUGAAUACCCCAGGAUGCCCGAGAGAAGACCGCGGUGUUUCGGACCCGCACAUCGACGAAGACAGGCUUGAAAUGCUAUAUAAACAGCUCGCAGGAGUGCUGCUUCAAUUAUACAAGCCCUCUCUACCUCGCAUCGGCUCUCUCAGCCAGAUCGACGACUUCACCUGGGAAGUGGCAGGUCGGCCUUUAUCAAUGAACAUGAACGAGCUCGUCCGACUGGGUGGCUUGCCACGAUCGAAACUCCCUAACCAGGAUGUUAUAUUUCCCACGUCUUCAUCAUACAUGGAAGCGCUUGCAGACCUCAAUAUACAGCAUUUAAUCCACCAAAGAAACGACGCCGUGGAGUCUGCAGACGACUGUCGACGCAAAUUCAUCGCGCGGCAGCUCUUCCGCAAGCUUGCCAGAAACAAGAGACUCACAGAUCCGGUGUUCGAGAAUGGGCCUUUCAAACUGUGGUGUGAUGACUUCCGGCCAGCGAAUGUAUUGCUGAAUCAGGGGAUGGAAAUCGCCGGCGUGGUAGAUUGGGAGUUCACGUAUGCUGCGCCGGUUGAGUUCUCUCAUGCGCCGCCUUGGUGGCUAUUAAUCGAGAAGCCAGAGUACUGGGCUGAGGGCAUUGAGGACUGGACGAGAGUUUUUGAUCAUCAUCUGAAGACGUUCCUGAAGGCGAUGAAGGAUUGUGAAGAUACGGCGAUUGAGCAGGGUCGGUUGGGUGAAGAUCAGCGACUGUCGGGUGCUAUGCGUGAGAGCUGGGAGAAUGGGAGUUUCUGGAUAGUGUAUGCGACGUUGUAUAGCUUUGCGUUUGACCAGAUCUACUGGCGGAAGAUUGAUCCGCUGUUCUUCGGACAUGCUGAGAAUCUCGAGGAAGCGUGGAAAGAAAGGCUCGAGCUGUUGAAUGAGGAGGAAAAGGAUGAGAUGGAACACCUGGUAGCUCGGAAACUCAAAGAGAUGGAGACUAGGGUUCUGGCAUGGGAUCCGGAUGAGUAUACCGUGGCUUUUAGUCAGCAGUUGGAUACUCAGGAGGGAGAGGUAAAUGAACAAAAGGUCGAAGGG